ACCUAUCACCUUUCGCCUUUGCACUACGCUCGAGUCGCGACGAUCGAUCUACACCAGCGCAACCUCCGAAUCCAUUCAAUAUCAACCCCAAUACGAGCGCAAACCUUCCAUCAUGUCGGACAACGAGGGCAUGAGCAACAAUGAAGCGAACGACAAGAUCGCGGUCAAGACGUGGCGAGCAUGGCGAACAAUCCACGAGAUGGUUCAAGACCGAGGUUACGAGCUGUCCGAGUCUGAAGUGAACAUCCCGCUGGAAUCCUUCAAGAACAUCUACUGCAAUGCCGACGGCUCUAUUCUACGCGCGAAACUCAAAUUCUCCGCACGCCCAAGCCCCGAGAUGAUCAAGAAGUUCGCGCAACCCGUCACAGCCGCCAACCCGGAGCCAAAAUCCGACGUCGGCACCGUAUGGGUCGAGUUCCUCGACGAAGACUCCCUAGGUGCCGAGCAAAUGCGUAAAUUCGGCCGAUUCUGCGCGACCGAAAACCACCACACCGGAAUCCUCGUAUCGCACGUCGCCGUAUCCUCGUCCGCGAAGAAGGAAAUCGCCAAAUUCGCCCAGUGGACGUCUAUCGAGUGGUUCCUCGAAGAGGACUUGCUUAUCAACAUCACGCACCACGAACUCGUACCGCGCCACGUCAUCCUAUCCCGCGACGAAAAAGUCGCUCUCCUCAAGCGCUACCGCCUCAAGGAGACCCAGCUCCCGCGUAUCCUCCAGAAGGACCCUGUCGCCAAGUACUUCGGCAUGAAACGUGGUCAGGUCGUCAAGAUUAUUCGUACCAGUGAAACAGCGGGUCGUUACGCGAGUUACAGACUAUGCGUAUAAUUUUGAGCCUUGGAGAAAUCAAAGAAAAGGUACUCUAAGCUAAAGGAAAGGAGGAGAAGAGAGGAGAGGGGAACGAAGCUUUGCACAAAAAAACCGGCGUCUGCGAGCAUGACUUUGAUUUGGCAAGGGGUGGCGUUUUAUGGAUUUUGUAAUUCAGGGAGAUUCCCAGAUUCUCUUCCCGUCGGUAGCUACCAAGAGGUCUACUACUACUGGUAAUUGAGAGGUAUUUUGCUCUUA
Hypoxylon trugodes is the source of this 1060-nucleotide messenger RNA. Its product is annotated as RPB5 subunit of DNA-directed RNA polymerase. The record is from RefSeq and is a predicted model, not a curated record. The transcript has 3 exons. The coding region runs from base 113 to 823 and encodes 236 amino acids. NCBI's taxonomy places the organism in Eukaryota, Fungi, Ascomycota, Sordariomycetes, Xylariales, Hypoxylaceae. Gene Ontology annotation, molecular function: DNA binding; DNA-directed RNA polymerase activity. Gene Ontology annotation, biological process: DNA-templated transcription. Gene Ontology annotation, cellular component: RNA polymerase II, core complex; RNA polymerase III complex; RNA polymerase I complex.